UUUUCAAGACGAAGUCGUAGUCAUUCGAGCGCUUGAAUCAUCAAGCGAAGAUAUCACUGAAGAGAGAGUCAAAAGAAAAGAUUAAAAAUGGAUCCAGCACUUUUGAAAGAAAGGAAAGCUUUCUUAGACAGAGCAAAAGCACAGCCUACGGUUGAAAAGCGGAAGAAACCAAAAAUUGAAAAUGAUGACAGAUCAGCCAAAAAGUCAAAAUCUUCUCAUUUUUCUCGACCAAAGCCUUCAGAAAGUAAUAGUGUUCCGAAAAAUAAUAGCUUUGACUACAAAAAAAUGCAAGGUAGUUCCCAGUACAAGUUUGGUAUUCUAGCAAAAAUAGUGAAAUAUAUGCGAGACAGACAUCAGAAUGGCGAGAGACAUUCUCUGGCUAUAGAUGAGAUUCUGGAUGAGACAAAUCAACUGGAUGUUGGCACAAAAAUGAGGCAUUGGCUUAUUACAGAGGCUUUAUUGAAUAAUCCGAAAGUAAAGGUGGUGGAUGGAGGACAAAAGUAUCUGUUUAGGCCUACAUAUGAAAUCAAAGACAGGAAAGGUUUCCUUAACUUACUCAAACGACACGAUUUACAUGGGAUGGGAGGACUCCUCAAAGAAGAUAUAGAUGAGUCCUUUGGUACUGCAAACACAGAAAAGGCUUUGAAAGCACUUGGUGAAAAUGUAGUUGUAGUGACCCGACCAACAGAUAAAAAACAGGUUCUAUUUUACAAUGAUAAAUACUGUCGUUACACUGUGGAUGAAGAGUUUAGGAAACUUUGGAGAGGUGUUUCUGUAGAUGGUUUAGAUGAGAAAAAGAUUGAGGAGUACUUAGAGAAACAAGGCAUUACAUCUAUGCAGGACACUGGCCUACGAAAAGCUGCUCCUAUACAGAAGAGGAAGAAAGGGGGAGGCAGAAAAACAUUCAAGAAAUUGAAUGAACAUUUGGAAGGCGUUCUUGAGGAUUACUCUGAAAAUCCGAAAGUAUCUUAAUACUGUGUACUAUGAAGGGUUCUAAUCUCAAAAAAUCUAUUUUUUAUAGAAAGCUGAAUGCUCCCUUACAGUUUCCUGACUAUUCAACUGAUGCAAGGUGACAUGAAUGUUAAAAGGACCUUUAAUUUUGUUACAUCAUACAGUAAAGAUCUCGAGGAAAUUCAAUAAGUUAGAAUUAAUGCACAUUGCAUUCGAUAGUGAAAUCCUUGAUAUCCUAGGGAUGUCUGUCCCAGUAUACAGUUUCCAGGAAACUAUAAUUACAAUCAGUUUUAAUAAAUUGAUUUAAAGCUAAG
Pecten maximus is the source of this 1265-nucleotide messenger RNA. RefSeq names its product general transcription factor IIE subunit 2-like. The record is from RefSeq and is a predicted model, not a curated record. The transcript is spliced from 2 exons. Gene Ontology annotation, biological process: transcription initiation at RNA polymerase II promoter. The coding region runs from base 88 to 972 and encodes 294 amino acids. Gene Ontology annotation, cellular component: transcription factor TFIIE complex. Lineage: Eukaryota; Metazoa; Mollusca; Bivalvia; Pectinida; Pectinidae.